GCUAUUAUUAAAGAGUGGAAUCUUUGGUCAUAGAUGAAAGCUGGGUUGUUAAAGGCGCUUUUGAGGCGCGCCCGAGGCGCUAGGCGCACAAGGCACUGGGAAGAACGCCUCUUCCCACGCGAGGCGGGCGCUGUUCGCCAGGCGCGCGCCUAGGCGUGCCUCGUGCGCCUUUGCACGUCAACGAAGGCGCAAUCAAGGCACGAUCGAGGCACCGUGAUCGAUCGUGAAUAGAUAUGGAUUUUAAACCAAAAAAAAACAUUCCAAAUCAACGUUAUUUGGAAUUAGGGCACGGGAAAUAGGAGAAGAAAACGCAGGAAGGUGGAAGAGAACGCAGGAACGGAGGAAGAAACCUGAACCCUUUUUCAUCCGUCGCCGUCGCGCCAUCGCUGAGGAAGAAACCCAAGUCCAUCGUUGUCGCGCCAUCGCUGAGGAAGAAAUCCAAGACUCAUGGGGCCGCCGCGGCAGCAGAGGACUGAUUGGUUGGGAGUGUGAGUGAGCACAUGGAGUGGUGGCGUUGAUGGGCUCUGGCCCAAGGCGUGGUCAGAUACGCGAGUGUGUUCGCGGUGAGUGACACGGUCCCACGCCAAAGGGGAUCUCGAGGCUCCCGCAGCGCGAGCCACCGACGACCGAUGCCUUGGCCUUCUUUAACCUCGCGAUCGACGGAGAAGACUGGAUCCCGGAAGGAACCGCAGGUUCGAUAAGCAUCGCGGCGUGUGUUGAUGAGUCAGGGAAGGCCGACGGCGGCACCGCAGGAGGCGGCGCCGGGGACCUGGGUGAUGGGCACGCCGGUUCCGCCAUACGCCCCGCCACCAGCCGGGUGGAGCGUAGCCGACUACGGGUUUCCCGCUUCCGCAUCCAGUAACAGGGCCGGCAACCCUUAUUUGGACUCUUCCGCUGCCCCGAUCGGCGGUCAGGCCGGUGGCAAUCCCUACGUGAAUGUUUCCCCUGUUCCCAACAAGAAUCCUACGGAGACGAUACUGAAGGUGCUUGGACGAUGUGGGAAGAAAUUUGAAGAUACCUCAAGGAAGGCCGCUGGCGCAGCUGGACAUGUCUGGCAACACCUUAAAACCAGUCCUAGUUUCACAGAUGCAGCAUUGGCUAGGAUUACACAGGGAACAAAAGUUCUUGCAGAAGGUGGGAACGACAAGGUUUUCCAGCAAAUCUUCAAUACUUAUCCCGGAGAACAACUUUGGAAAUCCUAUGCCUGCUAUGUUUCUACAUCAGUGGGUCCUGUGAUAGGAACAUUGUAUCUAUCCACAGCCAGAAUUGCAUUCUGCAGUGACAACCCUGUAAGCCACAGUACUGCCACCUCUGGUCAACAGGAGAUGACGAACUAUAAGGUAGUUGUGCCUCUGGAUCAUCUGAGGGCGGUCAAUCCCUCUGCUAACACUAGGGACCCUUCUGACAAAUACAUUCAAAUCAUCACCACCGACAACCAUGAGUUCUGGUUCAUGGGAUUUAUAUCAUAUGAUAAAGCCUUCAAGAACCUUAAAGAGGCCCUCCAAUUUAGUCCUCGUAGUUCGUACUUCUAGCUUCAAAUGCAUUUCGUGGGACACUAGUUUGAAACACAAUAUGAUUGAAUCUGUAAAAUAAUGGUGAGCUGUCCCAAACCAUCUAUAAGAAUUCUUAAAAUGGUUAUAAAGAUGAGUCUGAUGUCUUUUCUUUA
Zingiber officinale is the source of this 1666-nucleotide messenger RNA. RefSeq names its product GEM-like protein 1. The record is from RefSeq and is a predicted model, not a curated record. The coding region runs from base 720 to 1532 and encodes 270 amino acids. Lineage: Eukaryota; Viridiplantae; Streptophyta; Magnoliopsida; Zingiberales; Zingiberaceae. The transcript has 5 exons.